Molecule: messenger RNA, 1491 nt
Organism: Botrytis fragariae
Lineage: Eukaryota; Fungi; Ascomycota; Leotiomycetes; Helotiales; Sclerotiniaceae
Product: putative glycosyltransferase family 4 protein
Exons: 2
Coding region: 1-1491 (496 amino acids)
Molecular function (GO): glycosyltransferase activity
Source: RefSeq, a predicted model, not a curated record
AUGGACCUAUCCAAAGAUUGUCCAAAUCCAAAUACAGCUCUAAACUUCCCAGCAGCUCUCAAGGGAAAGCGCAUCCUCCUCGCCACAGAAUCAUUUGGACCUGUGAAUGGUGUGAGCAGAACGACUUUAAACUUGGUGGAAUAUCUUCGCAGUAAUGGUGUAUCUGUCGCAGUUGUCGCACCCCAUAAUUCAACCGGAGCAGUUCCAAUUGCUCCCACAACACACGAUACCAAUCAUGUCGAAGUGAGAUUAAGAGGAUAUCCAUUACCUUACAACCCCGAACUUUCAGUUGUUUAUCCUGUGCGUUUGUCGCAACUAUAUACUAGGACCUUUGGAUCAAAACCAGAUUUAAUAUACCUUGCAAGUCCUGCAUCUCUGGGAUUCCAGAUCUUGUUACAGUUAAGACAGCAGCAGAAAAAAGAGCAAGUUCCCGUGCUACUGAAUUUUCAAACAGAUUUAUCAGGCUAUUGCGAGAUAUUGUUUCCAACACCAUUAAACAGAUGGGCAGUUUGGGUAUUUGGAAGUGUGCAAGGGUAUCUUUUUCGAUGGGAGGGUGUAAAGGCAAUAUUUUAUCCAAGUACAUUUGUGAAAAGAUAUCUAGUCAAGACAGGUAUACAGGUGGAAAAGAUGAUGAAUUUGAGAAGAGGGGUUGAUGGUUUUAUGUUCCAUCCCUCGAGACGAUUAGAGAAAUAUCGAAAGGACUGGGCUCCGAAUGGCGAGCUUAUCAUGAUCUGUGUAGCUAGACUUGCACCAGAAAAGGGGUUUGAGUUCUUGAGUGAGGUAGCAGAGGGGUUGGUCAAGAGAGAUUUCCCUUUCAAGCUCAUCAUAGUGGGAGGCAAUCAGAGCCAAAGCGUUGAACAUGAAAUAAAAGAUUUGUUCGCAGACCUAGUGAUGAAGGGAAAGGUCCUCUUCACCGGAAUGCUAAGAGGCGAGGCACUAGCCUCAGCUUAUGCUUCUGCUGAUAUAUUUUUGCAUUGUUCGAUUACCGAGACCUUCGGUCUGGUAGUUCUAGAAUCAAUGGCGAGUGGUGUACCAGUCAUUGCAAGAGAUGAAGGAGGGCCAUCAGAAAUUGUUGCAGAGAAUAGAUCAGGACAUUUGGUGGCCCCAUCAAACCUUGAAGGAUUCGUCGAAAAAAUUCUCAAACUUGGCAACGAUCUUAAAUUGAGAUCAGCCAUGAGCAUUGAAAGUCGAAGAAUGGCGGAAGAAGCAACGUGGGAUAGUAUCGGCAAUCGUGUGGCAUGGAAAAUGGCCGAAACAUUGGAAACAAUCAAAUCGACAGAUACUAUUCCCAAGGUUAGAAUACCGUUGUAUAGUUGGUGGCUGAUCAAUGAUGAAUUGAGAAAUCUGUUGAUAUCAUUCAUUGUGGAUGCAAGGCUUCUUGCGGGACUUGGAAUAAUCUGGGGAGUUUGGUUAGGUUUGAUUGUAACGUGGAUAUUAGUCCGAGUAUUGCUUCGUUUGAGGACGUAUGCAGAUAAAUUUUUUAAGUUCUAA